Molecule: messenger RNA, 4924 nt
Organism: Xiphophorus hellerii (green swordtail)
Lineage: Eukaryota; Metazoa; Chordata; Actinopteri; Cyprinodontiformes; Poeciliidae
Gene: klhl21
Product: kelch-like family member 21
Exons: 5
Coding region: 685-2520 (611 amino acids)
Biological process (GO): protein ubiquitination
Molecular function (GO): protein binding
Source: RefSeq, a predicted model, not a curated record
UAUCUUCUCCUUAGAUGACUCUCAGAGAAGGUCGUCAUCAGUGGUUUUGUUGUCUAAGUGAUUUGACUAAACUGAAAUGUGAAUGUCAAAAUAAAAUGUGUUUCUCAUAAAGCUGAUAGAUUGAAUUUCAUGGUUGUCAAAUGAAGUCUGGAGUGAUACUAUUUUUCCUAGAAGAACCUGGUUGUAGGUUUUGUUUUCAUAUAAAACCGAAGCAAGUGAUCGUGUUGCCUGCUCAGAGCAAAUGUAUGUUUUGCCAAGAGAUUGCUGGAAAUUCAAACAGGAAGCAACCCUACAGGUGGUGAGGAGGCCAAGGCUCUACUGGCAAUUCCCAUAAAGACUCCUUACUCAGUCUGAGUGACCUCAGAGACAUACCAGAGGUUGUGGUGGGGGGUGUCUGACUGUUAGCAUCAGUUCCCUUGCCUGUUAGGUGUUCUCCCUAAAAUCCAACCCCCACUCCCGUCUGGAAAUGGAUACUGUGGGCGUAUUUAUAGCUGCAGACCACAAGCGAGCUCUUUCUUAAACACGUCGAAGGAGCUGGUCGCAUUCGUCAGAGACGGACUGAGCUUCACUGUUGUGUUCUCUUGACUGUUUUACUUUUUCACUUGUGUAACCAGCCUAAAGGGGCUUAUCAGAUGAAAUCCUCAUUCUGAACUCGACCACCAGUGAGACACAGUGAGAGGAAAGAUGGAGAAACCAGUUCUCCAGACGCAGCCGUCCACCUUACCUUUUUUUGACUCUUCGCAUGCCUUCAACCUCCUGAGAGGAAUUCAUGAGCUACGAGCUGAGCGGAAGUUUUUCGAUGUGACUUUAUGUGCCGAGGGGCGGGAGUUCCACUGCCACCGCACGGUGUUGGCUGCUGCCAGCACCUACUUCCGUGCCAUGUUCACCGGGACGUUGAGGGAGAGCGUAAUGGACAGAGUGGUUCUACAUGAGGUGUCAGCCGAGCUUCUAGGCUUACUGGUGGACUUCUGCUACACGGGUCGGGUCACGGUCACUCAGGACAACGUGGAUCUCCUGCUGAAGACGGCUGAUUUGUUCCAGUUCCCCUCGGUCAAAGAGGCCUGCUGUGCGUUUCUGGAGCAGCGUCUAGAUGUCUCCAACUGCUUAGAGAUACAAGACUUUGCAGAGGCUUACGCUUGCAGGGAGUUGGCGACUAGCGCGCGCCGCUUCGUCCUCAAAAACAUAAUGGAGUUGGCGAAAGGGACAGACUUUGAGCGGUUGCCAUGGAAGCGUCUACUAGAGUUCGUGUCCGACGACGAGCUUUGCGUGGAUAAGGAGGAGACGGUCUACCAAAUUGCAGUGCGGUGGGUAAAGGCUGAUCUGCAGCGACGGCUGCAUUACUGGCCCGAACUUCUCCAGCAGGUCCGCCUCCCGUUCGUCAGGCGGUUCUUCCUCCUGGCCCACGUGGAGAGUGACCCGCUUGUCUACCUGUCACCCACCUGCCUCCGCAUGGUGAACGAAGCCCGCAGCUUCCAGUCCUGUGAAUACGACCGCCACGACAGGCUGUGCCAUCGCAUGCGACCUCGGCCCUCUACGGGAUUGGCGGAAAUCCUGGUGGUGGUCGGAGGCUGUGACCAGGACUGCGACGAACUGGUCACUGUGGACUGUUACAACCCUCAGACCGGACAGUGGCGCUACCUUGCCGAAUUCCCCGACCACCUUGGAGGAGGUUACAGCAUAGCAGCCCUCGGAAAUGAUAUGUAUGUCACAGGAGGUUCUGACGGCUCCCGCUUGUACGACGGCGUGUGGCGCUACAAGUCCAGUGUAAACGAGUGGACGGAGGUGUCUCCCAUGCUGAAGGCCCGCGAGUACCACAGCUCGUGCGUGCUGAAAGGCCAGCUGUACGUGGUGGCGUCGGACAGCACCGAGCGCUACGACCAGGCUCUGGACUGCUGGGAGGCCUUGCCAGGCAUGUUGCACCCCAUGGACAACUGCUCCACGACGGCGUGCAACGGCCGCCUGUACGCUAUAGGCUCUCUGACCGGCGAGGACACCAUGGCCGUCCAGAGCUACGACGCCGACACCAACCGCUGGACCAUGGUCAACUGUGGACAGCUGCCUCCCUGGUCCUUCACUCCCAAAACAGUGACCCUCAAUUGCCUCAUUUACUUUGUUAGGGAUGACUCGGCGGAGGUUGAUGUUUACAAUCCACAAAAGAACGAGUGGGAUAAAAUUAACCCCAUGAACCAGGUCCACGUCGGAGGCAGCGUGGCAGUCCUGGGCGGUAAGCUGUUCGUAUCCGGCGGUUACGACAACACGUUCGAGCUGUCGGACGUCGUGGAGGCGUACGACCCGACGAACCGCGCCUGGACGGCGGCCGGACGGCUCCCCCAGCGGACCUUCUGGCACGGCAGCGUCAGCAUCUUCCGCCAGUUCAUGCCGCUGGUGGCCAGCUCGUUUGAACCCACCGACACACCCGAGUCCAACACCAUACACCUCCACCGGCACCAGCGCCACCAAGCGCUCCACAACCUCAACAACAAUCUGAACCAGAACCAGGAUGUAAACCCAGCACAUUGAUGCGGUCAUACAUGCUCGCUGUGUUCUCUCUUUGCAAAAAUACUAAAUCUUACAAAGUAUUUUGAGUUUAGUUUCUAGUGCAAAUAUCUUAUUACACUUGAAGUAAAACACAACUUACAAGUAAUCUUUCAGCAAGAUAUGACUUAAUAAUUUCUUAAUAUUGAUGAUAGCAAUAAUCUGCUUGUGGAACUAGUAUGUUUUCAUCCAUAUUAAAGAAUUGUUGACUUAGCUCUUAUUCAAAUUAGAAUAUACUUUAAUAAUCCCAAAGGGAAAUAAAUGUUGUAACUUGUAUAAAUUCAAAAUUCUUCAUAACAUGCUGAAAAGUUACUUCCAAGUUAUUUUAGUCUAAUUUUAAGUAUACUAAGGUAUUUGCACUGAAAACGAUAAAAAAAGAUGUUUCGUAAGAUUUUGCUUUUGCAGAGUUCAGUUUACCUCAUUGCUGCAAGGAUUGGUGGGAAAUCUCGAUUGGGAAUGAUGUAAUUGUUCGGUAUUGAUUAGACAUGAUACAUUGCUGCUCAAUAUCUAUGAUAUGGGUUAUAGAUUUAUUUGCUUUAAAGUAGAUUUUGAACCCUGCUACAUCUUGGCUCUGAGAGAAUGAAGGGACAUGAACUGCAACAGCAGAAGGAUGGCGGUGAAAACAGUUAAAAGCACUUUAACUUUUAACAAUCAUAUUAUAUUCACAAUAAGCUCCAAAUAAUUUUGAACGUUUUUGUUGUGAAAGUGCUGAAAUAAUCUGUGUUAUUUAGACCAUGGUGUGUGUGCCAUCACACUCUAAGGUACCAGGAGUUUUUUUUUUUCUUUGUUUGGCUCUAAUGCAUGAGCGAAGACUACAUAUAGUUUAAACACAUAAUCCAUAUUAUUUUCCUUACAUGUUUUUUUAUUUACAUAUGGUCGUCACAGUGUGCAUCUGCUAGGGAAAUGGGUCAAGAUUUACAGCAUUAGCAUCAUUUGAUGUGCAGAAAAGAUUUGAAAUGAUUGGGUAACAUCCAACCUAGAUGUAGUUUUACCCAUUGUUGUUCAAAACUACUUAAUGCAUGGGUUUCUGGUGAUUUUCAGCCCUCUUGUGGACUUUCCUGGUCACUACAUGGGGUUAGAGACAGAAUUAGUUUGUGCUAAUUUUUUUUAUUUUUACUCUUUUCUGUGUAGUGAUAGGCAACUUUGAGUUUUAGAUAAGAUAGCUGUUUGUAUGCCUUGAUGAAAGGGUGAAACACUAGUAAAGAUGCACAGAUUAGACUUUUUUUUUCUUUUUUACUUUGACCUGCAGAUACGUUUUCACUGCAGUUCCCAAGUAUUCAAGAUCACAACUGCAUAGAAUCACAAAAGCAAUGACCUACAUGAAGACAUUUGGUGUUUCUUUAACUGAUGGUGAUGUCUACAGUUUGAAACAGAAGUUUGGGCAAAUGUGAUUAUAGCAACAAGACGUAGAAGUAAGGAAAAUGUCAGUUCUCAAAUAUUGCAAGUUGUUUCCUGUUAAGUCUGAUUGUAGUUUUUACCUCAACAGAAAAUGAAGGACUUGCAGGAAUUUCUUCAUUGAUCCAUCUCUAAACAUUAAUCAGAUUUUAUUACAAUCCAAAGGUACUGAAAGAAGUUGGACCUUUCAAUUUUGAUGCAUAAGAAAAACUUUUUUUUUUCCAGAGAAAUUUCAAGUUAAAAUGUGCUAAUUUUGAUCUGUGACUAACUGAUUGAAGGAUCACGAUGCAUAAGUCCAGCCUGUCCUGGACAUCUCAUGGUCCAAAGCAUCCAUGUGCAUUUUAGGAUUCUUUGGUUUCUUUUACAUUCAGAUGCAUUUCCGUUUACAGUUCAAAAGCUUUAACUCAUGUUGUUAAAAAGGUCUGGGGACUUUGAGGGUGGGGGUAUAUUGUGGUUGACGCAGGAUUUUGAGAAGAUUUGCUGCUGAUUCAGUUUGUUUUAAAUGCAGUUCUAAAUUAGCAGCAUUUUUCUACAUGGAAGUUAAAAUUAGAUCAGAAAUUUGCUGUUAAAUGUUUACAUUCCCUAACUGCUCUUAAGUUUCACAACAGACUUGCAUUUCUUCUGUUUAGUGUGAGAAAUGAAGAUUUGAGUAAUGGUCUGAAGGACUCCAGCUUGCAGUGUUGACUUUUUAUUUAGUUGAUCUGAACAUCAACUAAAUGAUGUUUAGUCAUUUAGUUGAUCUUCAUCAACUUGGUUGUACAUCAAUCUUUGAAUGCUCCAGUUGAAUUGUGCAUGAAAAACUUUCCUUAACCAAAUAUAUAACGCUUGUAAUGCGUUUCCAGCAACGUUGACUGGAAGUACAAAAGAAUCUCAGUUUGAAAAAAUGUUUUUGCUUUAAAGUAUGCAGUUUUUGAAGAGUUUUUGUGUUGUAAAAGUUCUCAUAUAGUUUUGUGAAGUUGAACCAGUGUUGUAAAUACAGCAUAUUUUAAAGAUA